Messenger RNA from Ustilaginoidea virens, 3630 nucleotides. RefSeq lists its product as uncharacterized. Lineage: Eukaryota; Fungi; Ascomycota; Sordariomycetes; Hypocreales; Clavicipitaceae. The record is from RefSeq and is a predicted model, not a curated record. Gene Ontology annotation, biological process: siRNA processing. The transcript is spliced from 3 exons. Gene Ontology annotation, molecular function: RNA-directed RNA polymerase activity. Gene Ontology annotation, cellular component: nuclear RNA-directed RNA polymerase complex. The coding region runs from base 1 to 3630 and encodes 1209 amino acids.
AUGGAGGUCAUCUUGAAAAAUAUUCCCUCCACUCUGACCGACGACAACUUCAAGAGGGAGCUCAUUCCCUUCAUGAACGCCCUCGGCAUCGUCGAUUGGACCGUCGACAAACCCAGGCGCAAGCCCCACGCCUGGAUCUCCUUCCUCCAGGCAGCCGAUGGAGUCAAGUUUCUCAAAAAGCACGGCCAGAUAGGGGCCCUCAAAGCCCCGUCCAUCUCAACCUCAGCACCCAGGAAAAGCCGCGGCGAGGUCGGCUCUGGAUACAUUGCCCGCCUGCACAUUCUCUCCAACGCCGUCUACGCGUUCAAGAGCCACAGCGAGCCCAAGGAUCUGGUCCUCCAAAGUCUCCGCCACGAACGUGAUGAGCGGUUGAAAGCCCCCGACCAGCAGGGCCGUCGAGCCCCCGCCAUCGCCUGCACCCUCAAGAACGUCUCGUGCGGCAGAAUCAUCCUUGAGCCGCCCCAUAUGGGGCUCAAAUUCAUACAGCAGGCCUCUUCCGACCAACUGUACAACGCAAAGUUCGGCAGGCAGUGCCUGACGGUGACGCUGCUCGAGGCCGUGCGCUUGGAUAUACCGUACGAUAUGGUGCAAGAAGUCAUCGCAGACGACCGGGCCGGGACCAUAACCCUGGUGCUCGAGGAAUCACCCAGGUUCUACUCCAAGCUCCCCGUCCGCCGGCCUGGCGAUGCCGGCAAAUGGGAGCGCCUCACGGCAUGCCCCCUGUGGGUAGACAGGGAGCCUCUUCAUUGCCUGGUGUACCAACUUGUGCCUGCCAUGGACUACCACGGCGUCAUCCGGAGCCUGAAGAACCAGGACAUCCUGUCGUUGAGUCAGCAGGCGAUGCCGGCGCUAUACCCGCCGCUGUCUGCCGACGAGGACAGUGUGGCGGCCAUGAAGGUCUUUGAAGGGAGGAUCGUCGGAGCUGCCACCUUGCGAGAAGCCCCGGUUCCGUUCCCCAUACUGUUCCAGACCCAGGCACUCGUAUGGAACAACUACCUGCACCCCCGCGGCGGGCUGCUCGUGCUUGACGAGGUCCAGCGUCUAGUCAGAAAGAGCACCCAGCAAGGGACCGAGUUGCCCUUGUCGGCCGACGUGAUGAAGCGGCUGUUCCAGAGCAUCCCCUAUCCCGUUCCAGGCGCGGAUCUCACUCUGGCCGACCCCUCGAGCUUGCUGCCGCAAUGGCAGGAAGGGACGUUGGAAAUGCGCAGCCAAGAUCCCACCAGGACGGGGCUCUACGGCCCGAGCCUGCCGCAGCAUCAAGCCUGGGUAUUCAAGGCGCUGGUGACGCCCACGAGAAUCCUGCUGCAGGGUCCCGACGCCGAGAGCAAGAACAGAGUCCUCAGAAUGUUCAAGCACCACACCGACUACUUCCUGCGCGUCUCCUUCUGCGACGAGAACGGCCAGGACCUGGCCUACAGCCCGAGGGUGGUCAACGACAACGUGUACGAGCGAUACCGCAGGGUCGUCAUGGACGGCAUCCGCGUCGCCGGCCGGCAGUUUUCGUUUCUGGGCUUCUCGCAUUCCUCCCUCCGCUCCCACUCGACCUGGUUCCUCGCCCCGUUCGUCGACAGCAACCUGCAGCGGCAGGACCGCGACACCAUCCUCGCCGCCCUGGGCGACUUUAGGGACAUCCGCGUCCCCGCAAAGUGCGCCGCGCGCAUCGGCCAGGCCUUUUCGGAAACCCCCUACGCGGUGGACCUGUUCAAGGCCGGGAUCAAGGUGCGCUACAUCCCCGAAGUCAAGUCGGCCGACGGCGGGCGCGUCUUCAGCGACGGCGUGGGCACGAUAUCCCCGGAAGCCAUGCACGAGCUCUGGAAGGCGCUGCCCAUGUCGCCCACCUGUUUCCAGAUCCGCUGGGGCGGGGCCAAGGGCAUGCUGGCGCUCGACCCCAGGCUGCAGGGCAAGCUCAUCUGCGUGCGCAAGGAGUCCAUGAUGAAGUUUCCCAGCCGGGACGUGCAGGAGCUGGGCAUCUGCGACGCCGCCACGAAGCCGCUGCGGCUGUAUCUGAACCGCCAGAUCAUAAAGAUCCUCGAGGACAUGGGCACCCGCCCCAGGUGGUUCAUGAGCCUGCAGGAGAAGGCGCUCAACAUUCUCCGAGGCGUCACCGCCACCGCCACCAACACGAGCAAGUUUCUGCGCGCGCAGGACAUUGGCAGGCCGUUGAGCCUCCCCUCCCUAAUCAAGCAGCUCGACAGCAUGAACAUUGACUAUCGCCGCGACAGCUUCCUCCAGUCCGUCGUCGAGCACACCGUGCUGCGCGAGCUGCGGCUGCUCAAGUACAAGGCCCGCAUCCCCGUCGAGAGAGGGGUGACCCUGUUCGGCAUCAUGGACGAGACGGGCCUUCUGCAAGAGGGCGAGGUCUACAUCACCUACGACAAGAGCAUCCACGCCAACCAAAAGCACGCCGUCGCCGACGGGCGCGUCCUCGUCACCCGGUCCCCAGCCCUGCACCCGGGCGACAUCCAGCCCGUCAAGAUGGUGACGCCCCCCGAGGCACACCCCCUCAGGGCUCUGCGGAACUGCAUCGUCUUCAGCCAAAAGGGUUCUCGCGACCUCCCCAGCCAGCUGAGCGGCGGCGAUCUCGACGGGGACCUGUACAACAUCAUCUGGGACGAUGCGGCCCUGCCCAAGAAACGAUUCUCCCCUGCCGACUACCCGCGUGUUGUUCCCGUGCCGCUUGACAGAGAUGUCUCGCGUGUAGACAUUGCAGACUUUUUCAUCAACUUUAUGAAAUCCGACAUCUUGGGCCUGAUUGCGAACCGGCACCAGAUCAUUGCUGACGUGCAGCCGGAUGGGACGUAUGACGCAACUUGCGUCAAGCUUGCCGAGAUGCACUCGACGGCGGUCGACUAUUCCAAGACUGGCAUUCCCGUCAACGCCACCGACAUGCCCAAGGCGCCGCGUUCGCGUCCAGACUUCCUUGCGCCCGCGCCCCCGCUCAAGGUCUACGAACUAGGCCAGAUCGAGCAUAUUGUAGAGGAGGAGGCAAGCGACAAUGAAGACGGGAUGGGUGUCGCAAAGCCCCGAUACCACCGAUCCGAGAAAAUCCUGGGCCGUCUCUACCGCGACAUUGACGAAAAGAGAAUCUGGAGCGAGGACAUUCACCGAACCAUAUCCAGAGCUGGGCCCAGCGUCUGGGAGCAACUGCUGGGGAGAAUCGAAGGGGAGCUCAGUCUAUACGGAAUCGAGGUGAACUACAUCCAUUAUGUACAGGAUGCUUGGAGAAUCCGGAAUAUCUACGAGGAAUCAAUGUACGACAACAUGUGGCACUUUUCCGACAACCCGCGAAAGUCGCUCAGCGAGGCCGACGUGUUUUGCGGCUCGGUGCUGAACCUAAGGGGGCGGCAGACCCGGCAGCAGCGCGACACGUCCAAGAAGCUCAAGGAUGAAGCAGACCGGCUCAUGACGUGGGUUUCCAAGCUCAUCCGUAAUCAGAACAGCGGGGAUGAACCCGACACUGGGAAGGAGGAGGCGGUCCAGCUGUGCAUGACGUGCGUGGUGGUUGGGUGUGCGACCGAGGAGAGGAACUCGAAGCAAGAUCAGCUGCACAGCUUCCGUGUCGUGGCGGCGGCCUGCCUGCUCAAGGAGAUGGCUGAUCUGAGAAGCAGAAAACGGAUGGUGGCUUCUUGA